AUGUUCAGCGGAAGACCUAUGAAUAUGAACACCAGCACUACCUCCUAUCCACAACAACAAGGAUCAUAUCCACCACAACCCUAUCCACAACAACAAGGAUCUCAACAAUGGCCUUUAAAUCAAGAUCAAUUCAAUCAAUUGAAGCAACAACAAAAUCUUCAAAAGCCAACAUCCAUCAUCACCAAGAUUUAUCUCCCUGAUGAUGAAAUUAGACGCACCACUAUUGAUGCUUCCUUUGAUCUCAAGAAAAUCACCACUAAAGUAAAAAGCUUUGCAAAUGUUGCUGACAAGGAUCUCCUCCUUGCUUGGCUCGAUGAUCAAGAUGAAUUUAUCAGAUUUGACACUGAAGAAGAGUGGGCUGAAGCUCUCAAGCAUGCUGCCACUGUUCCUGUUUUCAAAUUGAAGGUUAUUCAAAAGAAGGUGCCUGUGGCUCAACCACCUCAACAAUCAAAUGCUGCCGGCAAGAAGAAGAACAAGUCUGAACAGACCACACAAGGUCAGCAACCACCUGUAGUUCAACCAAAGGCACAAUCUCCUGUUCAACAGCCUCCACAACCACAACAGCCACCUGUAGUUCAACCACCUGUAGUUCAACCACCUGUAGUUCAACCACCUGUAGUUCAACCACCUGUUCAACAAUCAAAGCCACCUGUAGUUCAACCAAAGGCACAAUCUCCUGUUCAACAGCCUCCACAACCACAACAGCCACCUGUAGUUCAACAACCACCUGUUCAACCUCCUUCUUUCCCUCAACAACCACAGCAACCAUUUCAACCACCAGUUCAGCCACAACAACCAUUCCAACCACCUUUUAAUCAACCACCUUUUGGUCAGUCACCUAUGAUGAGAUCUCCAAUGGGAGGCCAACAACCUCAACCUUUUGGUGCAACAAUGAAUCCACCAACAAUGAAUGUGCCAAUGGGUCAACCUAUGAACGCUAACAUGAACCAACCAAGCGCUACUUCUUUCAUGCAACAACCAAAGACACUUGGAAAUAGCGUUACCUUAAACCAACCACACCCUCUUAACAUGAGUGGAAUGAGCAGAUCUCCUCAGACACAACCUCAAACCACAGUUGAUCCUGAUCUCGAAAAAUACAGUGCGGAAUUGAAAUACUUGGAAGAUAUGCAAAUGUCUGGCACCAAGGAGUUGCAACUCCAAUUGCUCAAGAAGUACAAUGGUAGUCUUACAGAAGUAGUCAACGAGUUGUUUAAUCUCAAUGAAACAAAAUGA
Messenger RNA from Naegleria fowleri, 1233 nucleotides. RefSeq lists its product as uncharacterized. The transcript has a single exon. Lineage: Eukaryota; Heterolobosea; Eutetramitea; Acrasida; Naegleriidae. The record is from RefSeq and is a predicted model, not a curated record. Bases 1 to 1233 code for a protein of 410 amino acids.